Messenger RNA from Chaetomium strumarium, 2121 nucleotides. RefSeq names its product P-loop containing nucleoside triphosphate hydrolase protein. The transcript has a single exon. Gene Ontology annotation, molecular function: ATP binding; nucleic acid binding; RNA helicase activity. Lineage: Eukaryota; Fungi; Ascomycota; Sordariomycetes; Sordariales; Chaetomiaceae. Bases 1 to 2121 code for a protein of 706 amino acids. The record is from RefSeq and is a predicted model, not a curated record.
AUGGAAGAAGCCGAGGGAAGGAGAGACCCAAGAAGACCGCCUGACAUUUUCCGGAUGCUCGCCAAACGGGAUGCUGAGAAAGCUGCCUGGAAACCCAGGUUUAUCCCCAAGAAAGAGCGCGAACGCAUGGCCGCAGAGAAGGCGGCGAAGGAGGCAGCCGAAGAGGCAGCCAAGGAGGAAGAGCGCAAGAAGCGGAUUGAACAAUGGGAGUACAAUAAGAAGCACGGGUUGGGCUGGUUCGCGACGGACAAGACAAAGGCGAAGGAUAUACCGACCGGCCCCAGGGCUCUGCGCCAACCCGGCGAUGGCUCGGAGCAUAUGCAGAUUGGAAAGCGUUCUCGGGCAGACGAAGAAGAGGAGGAAAAGCGCGCCGAGAUGGAACGAGCGGAUGCGGCAGCGCUACGCGCCCGGUAUCUCGGCCCUGAGGUCAACCAAUCCACCUUCUCGGCGAAGAAGAAGAGGAGGAGGACUGCGGCGAACAAGUUCAAUUUCGACUGGGAUCCAGAAGACGAUACAAGCAGACCUUACGACCCCAUCUACGCAGGACGUGACGAAUACGCAGCACUCAGCCCCGAUGAGAAGGUGCGACGGCAGGUCGAAUCUAUCCGGCGCAGCGAUCCGGAGACCGGAGAGCAGCGGGCAAGGGAUAUUUUGGAGCGACACGAGCGCGCCAAGCAAGAGGUCGAGCGCAGAACUUUCGGGAAACACUGGUCGGAAAAGAAACUAGAAGAGAUGAAGGAACGCGACUGGCGUAUCUUCAAAGAGAACUUCGCUAUAGCUACCAAAGGCGGUGCCAUCCCGAACCCUAUGCGGAGCUGGCAAGAGUCGAAUCUGCCACGAAGUCUGCUCGAGAUCGUCCACAAAGUAGGCUACGACGAACCGACGCCGAUUCAAAAGGCGGCUAUACCGAUCGCCCUCCAGGCCCGCGACUUGAUCGGUGUUGCUGUCACAGGCUCCGGAAAGACGGCCGCGUUUCUGCUGCCACUCCUCGUAUACAUCUCCGAGCUACCGCCGCUUACCGAAGACAACAGGAACGACGGACCGUAUGCGCUUAUCCUUGCGCCAACUAGAGAGUUGGUGCAGCAGAUCGAGACAGAAGCCAGAAAGUUUGCCGGCCCAUUGGGCUUCACCGUUGUCAGCAUCGUUGGUGGUCACUCCUUGGAAGAGCAGGCAUAUGCACUUCGCAACGGCGCAGAGAUCAUCGUCGCGACGCCGGGCCGUCUUGUCGACUGCCUUGAGAGGCGCCUGCUGGUAUUCUCGCAAUGCUGUUAUGUGAUUAUGGAUGAAGCCGACAGAAUGAUCGAUCAGGGGUUCGAGGAGCCUCUGACUAAGAUCCUCGAUGCCCUUCCGGUAACCAACGAGAAACCGGACACGGACGACGCCGAGAACCCGCAGCUGAUGAGACGCUACGUUGCCGGAAAGGACCGAUACCGGCAGACAAUGAUGUACACGGCAACCAUGCCACCGCUCGUUGAAAAGAUCGCCAAGAAGUAUUUGCGGCGGCCAGCCAUCGUGACGAUUGGUAACGCCGGAGAGGCGGUUGAUACGGUCGAGCAGCGUGUCGAGUUCAUCAGCGGCGAGGAUAAGCGGAAGCGGCGGCUACAGGAAAUCCUCAAUUCUGGGCAGUUCAAACCACCCAUUAUUGUUUUUGUCAACAUCAAGCGCAACUGCGAAAUGGUCGCCAAAGACAUCAAGUCGUGGGGAUACUCAACAGUCACACUACACGGCAGCAAAACGCAGGAACAGCGUGAGGCGUCGCUGGCAUCACUCCGGAACGGCCAGUCGAGCAUCCUGGUUGCGACAGAUUUGGCUGGCCGUGGUAUUGACGUGCCAGACGUCUCGCUGGUCGUCAACUUCAACAUGCCAUCCAGCAUCGAGGCUUACACGCAUCGCAUUGGUCGUACUGGUCGUGCGGGCAAGAGGGGUGUGGCAAUCACGUUCCUCGGUAACGAAGACACAGAUGUCAUGUACGACCUGAAGCAAAUCAUAUCCAAGUCGUCAAUCUCGAAGGUGCCUGAGGAGUUGCGGCGACAUGAGGCCGCGCAGUCGAAACCGACACGCGGUCAGAAGAAGUUGGAGGAUUCUAGUGGGUUUGCGGGAAAAGGUGGCUCAUGGUUCUAG